AUGGAGGGUAUAACUCCACUUGUAUUACUCGUUAGCUUACUUAUCAUGUUUGCCUCAGUUGUGAAUCAGACUAGAGCAAACAACUGUACCGACGGACUAGGCACUUGUGAAAACUGCGACCAGAGAUGCAAGGCUAAACACGGGCCAUCAAGUGAAAGCACAUGUGACCACUCUCUUGUGGUGCCUCUGUGCUUGUGCUACUACCAAUGUGCAGGACCCUCGCCGACUCCAACUCCACCCAAAAUUUGCAAUGGUGGGGCUGAUAUAUAG
Molecule: messenger RNA, 270 nt
Organism: Eruca vesicaria subsp. sativa (arugula)
Lineage: Eukaryota; Viridiplantae; Streptophyta; Magnoliopsida; Brassicales; Brassicaceae
Source: the annotation of a GenBank genome assembly